Messenger RNA from Hyposmocoma kahamanoa, 565 nucleotides. It is a transcript of the gene fh, whose product is annotated as frataxin homolog, mitochondrial. Gene Ontology annotation, cellular component: mitochondrion. The transcript is spliced from 2 exons. The record is from RefSeq and is a predicted model, not a curated record. Gene Ontology annotation, biological process: iron incorporation into metallo-sulfur cluster; intracellular iron ion homeostasis. The coding region runs from base 14 to 550 and encodes 178 amino acids. NCBI's taxonomy places the organism in Eukaryota, Metazoa, Arthropoda, Insecta, Lepidoptera, Cosmopterigidae. Gene Ontology annotation, molecular function: ferric iron binding; ferroxidase activity; iron chaperone activity.
UAAAACUUUUAUAAUGCUUCGAAGUAUUUUGCGUACCAGCCGUUGUCUGGCACGGAGACAAAUCAAUAGUCUAGCCUUAGCCAUUCCUCAAUAUUCAAGUGCUAAAACGAUUAAAUACAGUUGCAAGUCUCCUUUAAUUCGAAGACUUUCUGCAUCAUCUGAUAAUCCUCAGGCAGAAUAUGUGGAUCCUGUAGUAUUUGAGGAAGUUUGCAAUGAAACUUUGGAGUCUUUGUGCGACUAUUUUGAAGAAUUGAUCGACGAGAACCCUAAUUUUAAAGGUGCUGAUGUAACAUACAGUGACGGUGUAUUAACAGUAGCAUUUGGUCCACCACAUGGGACCUAUGUAAUAAACAGGCAAACUCCAAAUAAACAAAUUUGGCUAAGUUCGCCAACUUCAGGGCCUAAGCGAUAUGACUUAGUUUUAAAAAAUAAUGGUUACUGGAUCUACAAACAUGAUGGUGUACCAUUACAUAGACUUCUACAAGAAGAAAUAUCAAAAAUAGUCAAGAAUAAAGUUGAAUUUGAAAACUGUGCUCAUAGCUUAGUGUGACAAUUUUGUUGCUAU